Molecule: messenger RNA, 2455 nt
Organism: Mollisia scopiformis
Lineage: Eukaryota; Fungi; Ascomycota; Leotiomycetes; Helotiales; Mollisiaceae
Exons: 1
Coding region: 1-2310 (769 amino acids)
Source: RefSeq, a predicted model, not a curated record
AUGCUCACUCCGGCGGAGGCCCAACGAGAAGCUCGAGAACGAUCGACAGAGGUUUUAGCGGGGUGGAACAAGUUGCGACAGAUCCUUGAGAGACACGAAGAUCUGCUGCGCAAGCGGUGGACCAAGAAAACAAUAUUACAACGAACGAAUAUCUUACGAGGAGCUUGGCCAAAAAUUUCUUCAGUACAUCGACCAGAUUACAAAGCCUGGCGCAAGGAGGGUUCGAAGCUCAGUUCUGUUGGAACCACAUCCAGAGAAGCGUACCUUUGGCCUUAUAUCAACGUCGAGGACUUGGUCAAGGGCAAGAACUUACUUCUGUUCCUCAACUCGAGGGGCCGAUACUUUCCAUACACAUUUGCCCAUACAGACUUUGAAGCAACUCACCUAGGCCGAAUUACCGGAGCCACUAUGCCCGCAUUCCUCAAUCUUCAUACAAUGCUCCUGAAUGGAGAAGGAGUCGAAACUUACGGAUGCCUUGUGGCUUGGGAGGAUGAUGAAGAUGCGAUGAUGAAAGUGUUUACGGGUCAUGAGUAUCAGCCGGGCGAGGCGCUAUUGAUUUUGGAAAUUCAACAGAGGAUAUUGCAGUUCCUCGUGGAUUGUUGUCACAUCAUUCUUCAUGACUUUACUCACAAUGCGUUAGUCGCUGAAGCACCAAUCGAAUCAGAACCCCCUCCAAUCAAAGACACCUUCAAAUGGCCGACUUGGGCGUCUAUAUCUGCAACAGCCCCCUACCGUGUUCCUGCCGCACUUGAUUUCAAUCAUCUUAAGGCUCUGACUACUUCCAAGCGCAAUAUGGCCGAAGGUCACAUUCGAGACUUGAGAGAAGAUCCCAGUUACUUUGCGGACGUGGUGGGAGACUGGAGCGAGCACCGGCAGGAAAGGUUAUUGGAUACUAAUGGAGUUCGCCAUCCAAUACUAGAAACCCCAUUGUUCUGGGAUCGGGUUAUACGCGAUGUCGUUUCGGAUGCCUACGGGUCCUUAAUUAAGUGGGAUAUACUCAGUGAACAGCUUAAACAACUAGCCACUCUUCAGGAGCAAUACUCGCGUGUCAUCUCAUCGCAAACAUCGCUUCCACCGGAAUACACCAAGGCACUUUUAACUCUCAGAUACACGCUUGGUCAAGUGAAGAAUAUCUCGAUUACCAAACUCAAGACUGGGACUCCAGCUUCUCCUCCUCUCCGUUCUAUCUGGGUCAGAGAACCCCAUAUCCCAGGAUCUAGCAUUAUUCGAUUGAAGACUAGAAAGGGGUUGGACUACAUGUUAUGGCUAUUCCACACUCUUUGGACGGACGACCAACUCGCACUACUACGCCUUCCUGGACUGAUGGAUGAGAUUGAGAAUAUGAUAAGUGAUGCCAAAGAAAGUACAAGACUUUCACCUUGGGUUGCACGAGUAUUUUCCGACCUCGGUUUGAUCGGGCGCGUAGGACACGAAUUAGAUAUCUAUCAGCCGUGGGCCUCUAGCUUUGAUCAUGAAUUCAUCAAAUACAAGGCUGAGAUUGAGGAGAGCUAUCAGUCGCGAUUUGCUACCGCAGCAAAGGUGAAUCGCAUUCUCAAAGGGUUAUCACUAGCCCGAUUAGGGGAACCUAUUAAAGGCCGCUUCUACUACCCAUCCGACAAACGACGGACGAAACAAAACACAGAGAGUAUGCGAGCAGCAGAAUUUAAUCUGGAUGUUUUCUGGAAAGAAGUUGACGACCAUUUUCUACAAGAGUCUGGAUCAUCUCUAGACGAGGCUGUGCAACAUAUCUUCACGGAGAUGCGUCAAUUAGAGCGAACUGCAGAUUGGGUUGAGCCUACUCAAGAAUGUGAAAACAAUCUCUUGAAAACAGAUGAACACGCUUUGCUGCCCGAUCUCACUCCUUAUGCCUCUGCGGAUAUUCCUACACGAUUUGCUCUACCGGAGUUGAAAAUCAAGGCCAAGACGAGGGGCUUAGCAAAAGAUACUUCCGAAAUCGUACCGAAUAUCCCGCUGCCAGAAGAAACUACAGUACCUCAACCUAUAUUUGUACUCAACAAACGUGCCUUCAAAGUCUUCCGGACCUUGUUCUUCAACUCCUCUAAUUCGGACCUGCCCGGCGAAAUUCCCUGGACGGACUUCCUCUACGCUAUGCAGUCAAUUGGAUUUGCUGUUGAAAAGCUCCACGGUUCGGCCUGGCAGUUUACACCUCUGACGCGUGAUGUUGGACAAAGCAUUCAAUUUCAUGAGCCACACCCAACCACGAAAAUUGCCUUCCGCAAUGCUAGACGAAUUGGAAGGCGCUUGAGUCGAACAUAUGGAUGGCAUGGAGGCAUGUUUACACUUGCCUGAACCAGAAGACUGCGAGGAGCCUGGAGUGAUUUUGAUGUUCUUUAUGUUUUUCGUCCUUUCGUAUCGCUCAAACUUUGAGUACCGGUUUUAACAUUGCACUAGUGAACUCCGGCUCAAGAAUUCUUGUAGCUAAGCAAAGCAUCUG